AAGGUGCACAUGCUGCUCUUAAAAAGUGUUUGCAAACAUCCACAGGUAAUUUUGAAUCAGUACAUCAUAAGAUCAUAUUGCAAGUAAAAUCUCAGGCAAGGGAAAUCCAUGCAAUGAUCUCUUCUGAAUGUCUAAGAAAGAUCCAUGAUGAGUCAAUUAAGGCAUCAAAUGCAACUCCAGAUUCGUCUCUAGAUCCUUGCACAGGUCCAUGA
This is a messenger RNA of Entrophospora sp. SA101, 212 nucleotides long. NCBI's taxonomy places the organism in Eukaryota, Fungi, Glomeromycota, Glomeromycetes, Entrophosporales, Entrophosporaceae. The record is from the annotation of a GenBank genome assembly.